Drosophila teissieri is the source of this 531-nucleotide messenger RNA. RefSeq lists its product as uncharacterized. Lineage: Eukaryota; Metazoa; Arthropoda; Insecta; Diptera; Drosophilidae. The record is from RefSeq and is a predicted model, not a curated record. The transcript is spliced from 3 exons. Bases 1 to 531 code for a protein of 176 amino acids.
AUGUUGGCUUCUCUGCUUUUUGCUCUCUUGGUAUUGACCCCCAUGGAGGUUGACGCCAAGUUCAAGAGUCUUCACUGUACGGCGCUUGACCAGGAUUAUGGUGAUAUUUUGAUUUGCAAACUUAAGGCAAUCAGUCGGCUUAGGAACUCAAUCACUGUGCAAUACAAGACGAAGCAGUCCAUUAGUAAAUUAUUCGUUCGCUUAGAGUUCUUCAAGAGAGCUAAUGGUUGGCGACCCUUUCUCUAUAAUUUUACAGCAAACCUGUGCGAUUUUCUUGAUCGUAACAACAACUUGAUACUGAGUAUUGCAUAUGCAUACCUAAGACCUUACCUUGCCAUGAACUACUCUUGUCCCCUGAAGGAAAACGACCUAUUAACAUGUGACAAUUUCGAAUUGGAUAUUAAUAAUGUACGCCAUCGCUUUCCGAUUGAGACAGGUGAAUACGCUCUGCAGUUGACCUUUAUCGUAAAGAAUAAAGCCGCCUUGACCAUAAAUGGAUCCAUCGAGUACCAAAAUUACAGAGAACACUGA